UGACCGAAAGGGUUUAUUGUUUCGCGUUCGGUACCUGCGUUAGCGGUGGAUGUGCGGAUUGCGAAACAAACAAUGAGAUUUUUCAUUGCUGAUUUUUCUGCUUUCAGAGCUAUAGCCGUGGUCAGGGUCAUGUUUGUGUUUGGAAGCGAGAUUGCCACUGCGGGACUUGGUUGGAGCGAUGGUCGUGUGAUCGCGGCUAAGAUAGAGUUGUGGAGGGGGGGGGCAUGCGUAUUAGGGAUUUUGUGGCUUGGGAUCGUGGGAUAGACGAGCGCGUGUGGGAAGGAUUGCGAGGCGAGGAAUUAGGGAGUCUUUAGAGGGGGGGUGCCUUGGCUGAAAGAAGAGCAAUUUGCGGCGGGUCUAGGGAGGCGCGGAUAAGUAAAAGGGGAUGAGGCAUCCGUAUAAGAUGUGUGGUAUAGGCCGGGUAAGUGUGGAGUUUGUUGUAAGAUCGAAACUUUUACACACUUGGGUACAUAUGGGAACGAGGCGUUUCGCGUACUUGGUGGCUUUUCGGAGGAACACUGUUUCCUGCUGAAUCGAAGGAAAAGAUUUGCCAAUGACAAAAGUCAAGGCCGUGUUCCACUCCGAUGCGGUCUUGUAAACAAUCAGACUUCAAAGCAUCCGAUUGGUGCUGUAUUUAUGCACAUCAAUUACACAAUCUAGUAGUUCAGCAGCGCACAG
Bipolaris maydis ATCC 48331 is the source of this 678-nucleotide messenger RNA. RefSeq lists its product as uncharacterized. NCBI's taxonomy places the organism in Eukaryota, Fungi, Ascomycota, Dothideomycetes, Pleosporales, Pleosporaceae. The record is from RefSeq and is a predicted model, not a curated record.